AUGUCUGCUUUAUUAAAACAAACUUUUGAAAAUGCUAAAAAGCAAGAUAGAAAAGUGUUAGUUAACUUUAUAACUGCUGGUUAUCCAACCAUCGAAGAUACCUUACCUAUCUUAAAGAAUAUGCAACUGGCUGGUGUUGAUAUCAUUGAAUUAGGUAUUCCUUUCUCCGACCCUAUUGCUGAUGGUCCAACCAUUCAAUUAGCUAACAACAUUGCUUUAGAUAAUGGUAUCACUGUACCAAAAUGUAUUGACUUAGUGAAACAAGCUAGAGCUGAAGGUGUUUCAGUGCCUAUUAUAUUGAUGGGUUACUAUAAUCCAAUCUUAAAAUAUGAUGAAGUUAAAUUUGUGCAAGAUUGUGCCGCUGCUGGUGUCAAUGGUUUCAUCAUUGUUGAUUUACCACCUGAAGAAGCUAUCAAAUUCAGAUCUUUAUGUCUUAGAAAUGAAUUAAGUUAUGUUCCAUUAGUUGCUCCUGCUACUACCAAUGAAAGAUUAAAGGUUUUAGGUGAAAUUGCUGAUUCAUUUAUUUAUGUUGUUUCUAAAAUGGGUACUACUGGUGCUUCAAAGACUGUUUCAUCUGGGAUUGAAGAAUUAUGUGCUAGAGUUUCAAGUGUAGUAGGUAAAGAUAUUCCAUUAGCUGUUGGUUUUGGGGUUUCUACAAGAGAACAUUUCUUAGCCGUUGGUAAAGUUGCUGAUGGUGUUGUUAUCGGAUCUAAAAUUGUUAAUUUGAUUGGAGAAUCUCAACCUGGUCAAAGAGGUAAAGUCACCUAUGAUUAUGUUAAAUCCAUUUUAGGUGAAGAUUAUAAAGUUCAAGUUUCUCCUGUUGUUGCUGCAGGUAAAGCUUCUACUUCAACCGAAGAUGCUAAGCCAAUAAUUGAAGAGACUCAUAAAUAUAAUCCAAGAUUUGGUGACUUUGGUGGUCAAUACGUCCCUGAAGCCUUACAUUCUUGUUUAGCCGAAUUAGAAAGAGGUUUUGAAAGUGCUGUUGCUGAUCCAAAAUUCUGGGAAGAAUUUAAAGCUCUAUACUCAUAUAUUGGUAGACCAUCUUCGUUCCAUAAAGCGGAAAGAUUAACUGAAUACGCUGGUGGUGCUCAAAUCUGGUUAAAGAGAGAAGAUUUAAAUCAUACUGGUUCUCAUAAAAUUAAUAAUGCUUUAGCUCAAGUUUUGAUUGCUAGAAGGUUAGGUAAGAAAAAGAUUAUUGCCGAAACUGGUGCUGGUCAACAUGGUGUUGCCACUGCUACCGCUUGUGCUAAGUUCGGUUUAGAAUGUACUGUCUUUAUGGGUGCUGAAGAUGUUAGAAGACAAGCUCUUAAUGUGUUUAGAAUGAGAAUCUUAGGUGCUAAAGUUGUAGCUGUUAAGAAUGGUACUCAAACUUUAAGAGAUGCUACUAGUGAAGCUUUCAGAUUCUGGGUUUCUAAUUUAGAAACUACCCAUUAUGUUGUUGGAUCUGCUAUUGGUCCUCAUCCUUAUCCAACUUUAGUUAGAACUUUCCAAAGUGUAAUUGGUCAAGAAACUAAAGAACAAUUCAAAGCCUUGAACAAUGGUAAAUUACCAAAUGCUGUUGUUGCUUGUGUUGGUGGUGGUUCUAACUCAACUGGUAUGUUUUCUCCAUUUGAAAAAGAUUUGGAAGUUAAAAUGUUAGGUGUUGAAGCUGGUGGUGAUGGUUUAGAUACCGAUAGACAUUCAGCUACUUUAACUGCUGGUCUUCCAGGUGUCUUCCAUGGUGUUAAGACUUAUGUUUUACAAGAUGAUGAUGGUCAAGUGCAUGACACUCACUCUGUCUCUGCUGGGUUAGAUUAUCCAGGUGUGGGUCCAGAAUUAGCUUUCUGGAAAAGUACUGGUCGUGCUGAAUUCAUUGCUGCUACUGAUGCUCAAGCUUUACAUGGAUUUAAAUUAUUAUCUCAAUUAGAAGGUAUUAUUCCAGCCUUAGAAUCUUCCCAUGCUAUCUAUGGUGGUGUCGAAUUAGCCAAGACUUUACCUAAAGAACAACAUAUUGUUAUUAAUGUUAGUGGAAGAGGUGAUAAAGAUGUUCAAAGUGUUGCUGAAGUUUUACCAAAAUUAGGUCCACAAAUCGAUUGGGAUUUAAGAUUUGAAGCUGAUCCUUCUAAAUCAAGUUAG
Scheffersomyces coipomensis is the source of this 2115-nucleotide messenger RNA. RefSeq names its product tryptophan synthase (gene TRP5). Gene Ontology annotation, cellular component: cytoplasm. The transcript has a single exon. Gene Ontology annotation, molecular function: tryptophan synthase activity. The record is from RefSeq and is a predicted model, not a curated record. The coding region runs from base 1 to 2115 and encodes 704 amino acids. Gene Ontology annotation, biological process: L-tryptophan biosynthetic process. Lineage: Eukaryota; Fungi; Ascomycota; Pichiomycetes; Serinales; Debaryomycetaceae.